Diceros bicornis minor is the source of this 1215-nucleotide messenger RNA. RefSeq names its product NK2 homeobox 8 (gene NKX2-8). The record is from RefSeq and is a predicted model, not a curated record. Gene Ontology annotation, cellular component: nucleus. Gene Ontology annotation, molecular function: DNA-binding transcription factor activity, RNA polymerase II-specific; RNA polymerase II cis-regulatory region sequence-specific DNA binding. Lineage: Eukaryota; Metazoa; Chordata; Mammalia; Perissodactyla; Rhinocerotidae. The coding region runs from base 3 to 710 and encodes 235 amino acids. Gene Ontology annotation, biological process: cell differentiation; regulation of transcription by RNA polymerase II. The transcript is spliced from 2 exons.
CCAUGGCCACCGCCGGGCGCCUCGGCUUCACCGUGCGCAGGCUCCUGGAUUUACCCGAGCAAGACGCGCAGCACCUGCGGAGGCGGGAGCCGGAGCUACGCGCCCCCGGCCCCGGCGCCACCUGGCUGGAAGCGGAGCGCGGCCACUACCCCUCAUCGGACGAGAGCAGCCCCGAGACCAGCCCGCCCGGCUCGUCGCAGCGGCCGUCCGCUCGGCGCGCGUCUCCGGGCUCGGAGGCCGAGAAGAGGAAGAAGCGGCGGGUGCUGUUCUCCAAAGCGCAGACGCUGGAGUUGGAGAGACGCUUCCGGCAGCAGCGCUACCUGUCGGCGCCCGAGCGCGAGCAGCUGGCGCGCCUGCUGCGCCUCACGCCCACGCAGGUCAAAAUCUGGUUCCAGAACCAUCGCUACAAGCUGAAGCGCGCGCGUGCGCCGGGGGCCCCCGAGUCGCCCGAUCUGGCAGCGGCUGCCGACUUGCGCGCCGCGCCGGGCCUGCUGCGCCGCGUGGUGGUGCCCGUGCUGGUGCGUGACGGGCAGCCGUGCGGCGGCAGCGGUGAGGUGGGCACGGGCGCCGCCCAGGACAAGAGCGGCCCGUCCCCGGCCUCCGCCUGCCCUCUGCCGGGCUACGCCGCCUUCGGGCCCGGCGCGGCGCUCGGUCUCUUCCCCGCCUACCAGCACUUAGCGCCCCCCGCCCUGGUCUCCUGGAACUGGUGAAGCAGCUGCGGGGCGCGGGCACCUGGGGCUAUCCCAGACUGUGGAGCCGGCUCUGCGGGCGGAGUGGGUCUGGAGCUGGAGACCUGGAGCGCUCCCCGGGCCCCACCUCCCUUCGGGCUUCACUGCCUUCAGCGCCGGGGUCCCUGCCCCGCCCUCACCAGCCAUCGCGCGGGGAACUUUCGCCAAGAUCCUCUCUCUCCUCUUUCCUCGACCGCCAGCCUCAGAGCUAGAUUUUAUUGCUUGAACUUUAUUUGUAUAUUUUAAAAUAGCUAUUUGUAUGGGAAGCAAGUUAUUUUAAAAGAAUAGAAUAUUUUUCCUCUUUGUGGUGCGAGAAUAAAAUGCAUAGGCUUGGGUCCCCUUGCGCGCCUGUUGGGAACGUAGAUGGGAACUGUGCUUUCCCGACCUGCGUUCGAGGCGCCAGUCCACUCCUUGAGCGGCGCAGUUAAGGCCACCCCGAGCAGGGUCGAAGGGCAGAUCGCAGACCCCACACGGCUUUAGGAAGAUA